AAGAUGGCAGGAGGAUUGAGCGUUGAAUUUAGUCAAAGGAUUCAGUUACAUGAUGAAGAAGAGAAAAAGCCACUCGACAAAGAUACAACAUUUGAGGAACUGAAGAAUUUUCAACGCUCAUUUAAGCUGCACAUACCAUCAGCAGAAGAGCGGAGCUUGAAAGACAAUAAURUUCAUAGCUCUGGRGAAGCAACCAUGGAUAUAAAGACGGCAAAUAAUUCUUCAACUGUUCAAAAUGUGCCCUUUGAUGGACAAGCAGGUGAAGAUCACAAAGAUGAUUUGGAUCCCCCAACUGAAGAUAUUUUCCAACCACCACCACCACCACCUGUCAAUAAUAAUGUAAAGAGAAGAAAGAAAAAAAAGAAGAGAGCGAGCGACAGUCUGUGCGGAGGUUUUCAUGAUAUUUAUAAGCUGACAGAUGARAUACUUGGUCAAGGGGCUAACACCACUGUCCAGGGCUGUAUUAACACRUUAAACAACAAAGAAUAUGCUGUCAAGAUUGUUCACAAAUCAGCAAGAGUUGACAGGAAAAGAGUAUUAAAUGAAAUUGAAUUGCUUUACCAUUGCAAAGGGCACAAGAAUAUCAUGGAGUGCAUUGAAUAUUUUGAAGAUAAGGACAAGUUUUACAUGAUAUUUGAGAAGAUGGAAGGAGGUCCACUAUUAAAACAUAUUGAAAAAAGAAAGGUAUUCACAGAGAAAGAGGCCAGCAUGGUAGUAAGGGAUAUUGCAUGUGCACUGGAUUUCUUACACAAGAAAGGUAUUGCUCACAGGGAUCUAAAACCAGACAACAUCCUGUGCGCCUUUGCCAACCAGGUUUCUCCAGUGAAAAUAUGUGAUUUUGAUUUGGCSAGUGGAAUCGAUGGUCUAAGUACAGUAACAACACCUCAACUACAAACGCCGGUUGGAUCAGCAGAGUACAUGGCACCAGAGGUUGUUGAUGCCUUCAAAACAAUGGCUACAACAUAYGACAAGAAAUGUGAUUUAUGGAGUCUUGGUGUUAUAUUGUACAUCAUGUUGUCKGGUCAUCCUCCAUUUUAUGGUAAGUGCGGCAGUGAUUGUGGAUGGGAAAGAGGUGACAGCUGCAAGGCUUGCCAGGAGAUGCUUCUACAAAGAAUACAAGAAAGUGUCUAUGAAUUCCCAGAAAAGGAAUGGGAUGGAGUGUCUAGUCUUGCUAAGGAUCUGAUAUCUCAUCUACUAGUACGAGAUGCUACCAAGAGAUACACGGCRGAUAUGGUUCUUGAACAUCCCUGGAUUGAUACGGCAAGUCAUUUUGUACUUGCAACCCCGACACUGCUUAGCAGACAAUCAUCCACACCUGACAACCUUCAAGAAUUUGCCGCAGAAGCUGUAGCAGUGAACCGCAUGGUUAGUGAAGCUAAUGCAAUGUCUGGUAAUGGUGGUCAACCAAGAAUCAACAUACUUGGUCUCUCACCACCAUCCAAGUCAGGCCUGGCCAAGCGCCGCGCAAAGUUACAUGAAGAGCAACUGAGUCAUCAGGUUUUUGAGAAUAAAAAAUGAAUGAAUUAACUGAAUAGAGUGGGACUUGCUCUUAGAGGUCACAUGACUACAUCCCAGGCUCAAUCAGUCAGUACUAUCAGAGGUGUUUUGGAAGGAUUGGGUCUCACUGCCUUUUUUAUCAUGUUUUUCUAUAAAAUGAUUCAAUGUCUUUCUUUAGUUUCCAUUGACAUUGUCUGCAGGCACWCUUGACUUAGUGGAUGGUGUUAUAUGACCUUCUGAUAUAAGUCAGCUAUUUUAUACUACUGUACAUACAAAUCAAUAAAUGAUGUCAAUAUGGAAAUAAGAAUUGAAGCUUAAUUUAAUACCACUUCUCUGAAAACUAAAAUAUCAAAAUGCUAAACAAGGAAUAUUGAUGAUGCAGCAACAUUAAAAUCUUUCUGUACGAAUAUGAUGUAAUCACAAAAUACCUUGCAAAUUAAAAAAACAAAUGUAUAUUAAACACAACAAAUGUAAAUAAAAACAGAACAAUUUCCACACAAA
Molecule: messenger RNA, 1998 nt
Organism: Exaiptasia diaphana
Lineage: Eukaryota; Metazoa; Cnidaria; Anthozoa; Actiniaria; Aiptasiidae
Product: MAP kinase-interacting serine/threonine-protein kinase 1
Exons: 19
Coding region: 4-1518 (504 amino acids)
Biological process (GO): protein autophosphorylation; peptidyl-serine phosphorylation; intracellular signal transduction
Cellular component (GO): nucleus; cytoplasm
Molecular function (GO): calcium/calmodulin-dependent protein kinase activity; calcium-dependent protein serine/threonine kinase activity; calmodulin binding
Source: RefSeq, a predicted model, not a curated record